Colletotrichum karsti is the source of this 1374-nucleotide messenger RNA. RefSeq lists its product as uncharacterized. The transcript has a single exon. Gene Ontology annotation, cellular component: COG complex. Gene Ontology annotation, biological process: intra-Golgi vesicle-mediated transport. The record is from RefSeq and is a predicted model, not a curated record. NCBI's taxonomy places the organism in Eukaryota, Fungi, Ascomycota, Sordariomycetes, Glomerellales, Glomerellaceae.
UUGCGCCAACAUCUCCUCGUCAAUGCCCCCCCAAAGCCCACCAUGACCGCCCGCGACGAAGACGAACCCUCCUACAUCGACUACGAGGCCUUCCUCUCCCCGGACUUCAACCCCCCGACCUUCGCAAACACCCUCGUCCUCGCCACGAACAACCCCAACGACGUGCCCCUCGACCUCUCCACCCCCCUCUCCCGCGUCCUCUUCGACACCCAGGAGAUCGACUCCCACAUCGACCUGCUCACCACCAAGUCCGCCGCGCCCCUGCUGCAGUACACCGAACGCCAGAACGCCGCCUCGAAACGCAUCGUCGGCGAGCUCGACGCCCAGAUCAGGAGCCUCAACGACAGCUACCGCCAGCUCGAGAAGGAGGUCAUCGACAAGCACGCCGAGGCCGAGGAGGUGCGGCUGGUCGCGGCGAGGUUGUGGGAGACGCUCCGGCUCGGACGGUCCGUCGGACGGUGUCUCCAGCUCGGGAGGCAGCUCGAGGUCCAGCACGCCGAGAUCGCGGGCGCCGGGGGCGUGAGUGCCGCGGCUGCUGCUGCGGGGAAGAAGGAGGAUCAUAGGGCGCUCGUGCGGUGCUCGCAUACCAUUCUGAGUCUGCGCGAGGUGCUGGACCGCUCCGCGCCCGGGGAGGAGGGACACGGGCUCGGCAGGGUGGACGCGGUGCGCUCGUUGCGGGAGGGCGUGGUCGUGCCUGUUGAGAGGUCUGUGAGGGAGACGGCGGAGAAGAUUGUGCGGGACUUUGCGGUGCCCAACUCGGCCACCUUCGCGCAGGGCGAGGAGACCAAGGCGAGGACGGUCUCGGCCAUGGUCACGCUGUUCCUGCUCUCCCCGACACCGACGAAGAACGAGAGGUGGACGCCGACGCUGCUGCUGCAGGCCCUGGAGACGUAUCUACGCUCAGCGCUGCAAUCGUCCCUGGCGGCGCUGUCGCGGGCUCUGGGCCAGCUGCCGAGUCUGGAGCGGACGCUGGGGGAGAUAUCGGCGCGGUGCCAGAACAUCGUCGCUUUGGAGCUCGUGCUGGAGUCGACCAAGAUCCCGCCGCAUCCCUUGGUGACGGGGGCCCCGCAGAAACAGACGAACAUGCUGCAGCCGCUGCUCGCGCACCUCGAGACGGGGAGCCUGGCGAGUUACUUCUGGAGGACGAUGGCGGGCGGGCUGGGCACGCGGGUGCAGGAGAUUGUGAACCGCGGAGGGGUCUCGGCGAGGACUUUGAGGACGAACCGGGCGAGUGUGGGAGAUGCGGUGAGGGAGUGCGUGGUGAGGGGGUGUCAGAUGCCGAGCGCGAUGAAGGGGAAGGGCAGGGCGGAGGGGAGCUGGGACAGGGAGGUUGCUGUCAUGGUUGGGAGUGUUGUGAAUAAUCUCGGGAGGUGA